Molecule: messenger RNA, 4138 nt
Organism: Epinephelus fuscoguttatus (brown-marbled grouper)
Lineage: Eukaryota; Metazoa; Chordata; Actinopteri; Perciformes; Serranidae
Product: carboxypeptidase Q-like
Exons: 11
Coding region: 129-1589 (486 amino acids)
Biological process (GO): proteolysis; peptide catabolic process
Molecular function (GO): metallodipeptidase activity
Source: RefSeq, a predicted model, not a curated record
CUCGCUUAAAUCACGAGCACGGAAACGGUGUUUAAGUUUCGGUAUUACUGUCGUCUGUGAGAGUAUUUUAAAACUGCAUAACAGCUUGUAACGUCCACAAAAACAAAGACACUAACUUGGCCUGAAGGAUGUCUCAGGAAGGUGGACCACCCAUCCUCCUCUCCCUCUUCAUGUUUCUCCUAAUGCUGUCAGCUCAGUGUGGCUGUCACCCUUACUCUGCUGGAUCUAUAAGGUCUUUGGCUGCAGCUGGUGCUGUAUCCAAUCAAACUGCAAGCAAAGACAUAGCUGCAGAGGUUGCAGGCUAUACUGAUGUGGCCAAAAAGAUUAUUGACCUAGCUGUGUUUGGAGCUGCCCAGAACCGCUCUCACAGACGGCUGGCCGACUUCACCGACACCAUAGGGAACCGUGUCAGUGGCUCACACAACCUGGAGUUGGCCAUCAAAUACAUGUACAAUGCUAUGUCACAGGAUGGGCUGGAUGUACAUUUAGAGCCGGUCAAAAUCCCUCACUGGGUCAGAGGGAAGGAGAGUGCAGAAAUGAUUGCACCCAGGGCCAAAAGUCUGGCUAUACUGGGACUGGGUAGCAGUGUAGGGACGCCUGCUGAGGGAAUCGAGGCAGAGGUAUUGGUGGUUCAGUCUUUUGAGGAACUGAAGCAUAGAGCCAGUGAGGCCAUAGGGAAGAUUGUGGUCUUUAACCAACCAUUUGUGAGCUACGGGGAGACGGUGGCUUACCGUGAACUUGGUGCCUCUGAGGCAGCCAAAGUGGGCGCUGUGGCCUCACUCAUUCGAUCUGUUACUCCAUUCUCUAUUAACAGUCCCCACACUGGUUGGCAGGACUACCAAGAUGGAGUGAAGCGUAUCCCCACAGCCUGUAUCACCAUAGAGGAUGCUGAGCUGAUGUCACGUAUGGCACAGAGAGGCCAGAAGGUUGUGGUCAGACUCACAAUGGAAGCCAAGACUCUGCCUGAUGCUGACUCCUUCAACACAGUGGCUGAGAUAACAGGCUGGCAACACCCUGAGCAGGUCGUGUUACUGAGCGGCCAUUUGGACAGUUGGGAUGUGGGCCAAGGCGCCAUGGAUGACGGAGGUGGAGCCAUGAUUUCGUGGGAAGCCCUUUCCCUCAUCAAGGACUUAGGUUUGCGUCCGAGGAGAACCCUGCGAGCAGUGUUGUGGACAGCUGAGGAGCAGGGUGGGGUCGGAGCGCAGCAGUACUUUGAUCUACACAAGGUAAACAUGUCAAACUUUGACCUGGUCAUGGAGUCUGACAUGGGGACAUUCAACCCUGUGGCUCUGCAGUUUACUGGCAGUGAUGCAGCACGAAAGGUGAUGGAAGAAGUGGUCAAACUGUUGGCUCCCAUUAAUACAACCAAACUGGAGGUACACGGAGAGGGGACAGACAUCUCACCAUGGCUGAAGGCGGGGGUACCAGGUGCUAGCCUCCAUGUUGCGGACAGUCGGUACUUUUGGUUCCACCACAGUGAAGGUGACACCAUGACCGUUCAGGAUCCUCAAGAGAUGAACCUCUGCUCGGCACUGUGGGCCGUGGUCGCCUAUGUCGUGGCGGACCUGAAGGACAUGUUGCCCAGGUAGCCAGUUAGCACACAGGAUAAACAGGAGGACAGGAGGACAGGAUGACGGCUGUGGACGGCUGGACUGGUUGUUUCCAAAACACAUCAUCAAAUCCAACUUCUAUUAAAGAAAAACUUGAGACUGAAUGGAUUGAGUUUAAAGAGUUAGAGUAAAUCUUUGUUUACAAAUUGAAUGUGACUCAUGUCUGGAUAAAGAAGUGAAUCCAAGAGAUAAUGAUGAAGAGAUUGAGUGACUUCUCUGUACAUUAUUUUGAAUGGAAAGCAUAUGAAAGUCUUGUCAGGACCAAAGAUAGGGCAUGUAAAAGUUUUAUUGAAAUCCCAAAGCAACAUAAUAGAUGCGUAUAUGAUCAUGCUACAUGAUGUUGAUUCUACUGACAGAGAAGAGCACGUUAUACUUUGAAGGAGAGACAAACUGCAUUUUUUCCCAAGUAAAAAGCUGAUUUUCAAAAUGCUGGGUCACGGAUGGAGACUAUACCAAGAAAAUUAGAAUAGUGGCCUUUCUCAGGUUAUGUGUUUGACGUAAAGGAAUACUUUACCCACAAACUGACCAUUUGUAAAUCAGUUACUCACGCCAUGUUAUCUUGAAUCCUUAAAGAAAACCUUUUCUCACAUGCUUCCAAUGAAAAUAGCCAACAUAUUGAUUUACUGAUUGAUUAGGCACCACGUUUAACAACAGCAACUCAUGCAGUAUAAUCCAAGUCUUAUUUAUCCAGCCGUAUGCUCAGUAUUUCCCAAACAGACAGCCCUUUCUGAUGGGGUACUGAACUGAAAGUGGAACUAUGCUUCCUUUAAAGCCAGAUUCCAUUGCCAAAAACAGUAAUUUUACCUCACUGACCGUGGGAGCUGCUCGUCUGGCACUGCCUCUAUCACUUAGUUUGUUGUUUUUAUGGGACUUUGGUGUUUGAAAGAGUUAGUUUGGAUUCACCAAAUUCACACAAUAACACAAACAACCUUCUGAUGGAGGCAGUGGCAGACCAGCAGCUCUCAUGUUCAGUGAGAUAAAAUUACUGUUUUUGGCAAUGGAGUCUGGCUGAAGAGAGCAUAGAUACAAUUCACUUUUGGGUAAGUUUUGAAUAGUAAUGUUUAAGUGAAAAUAUAUAUGUUUGGGAAGUACUGAGCACACGACUGGAUAAAUGAGACUUGGAUUAUACUGCACGAGUUCUGUGAGUUUGUAAAAGGAUGUUUUGACAUAGUUUUGCUGUUGUUAAACGUGGACCACAGUAAAUCAAUGUGUUUGCUGUUUUACGUGGAGGCAUGCAAGAAAAACAAAGACUUCCUCACAAAUUCAAGGUAACGUGGCAUGACUAACUGAUUUACAAAUGGUUAUUUUGUGGGUGAAGUGUUCCUUUAAUGCCUUAAUGUGCUGCAAAAACAAACAAGCAACAACUAUGAGCUCAUUAGUAAAAUGUGUUGCUAGAUUGUAGAGAUGUUUGAAUGUCCUCUAAUUCCUGUAAGUUUCCAGUGUAAAGGGAAGAAGGUUACCUUUGAAAGUUAUAAUUCUAUAGUGUUUAUGUAUGGGUUUUUUUAUUUUUAAUUCCUGCCAACAAUCUGCUUAACUCGGGACAUUUUUUCCUUAAUGCCACAUUUAGAAGAUGUUAUGUAAGAUCUGACACUGAAAUAAAUAUUGCAAUAUUGUGAUAUGAUUAAAACAAGUAUUAAUCAUGGCUUUACCCCCGUCACUCCUAUCUGCUCUUCUGCUGAAAUACUUUGAAUUUUGCCAAUCUUGUAGUUUCUGAUGAUAAAAAAAGGAAUGUGAUGCAAAAUGAGAUGCAGCUACUUCAUGGAAAGGAGAAAUGGGGGGAGGAGGAAUGGAGAGGAGGAUGGGCGAAGAGCAGAUCGGAGAUCAUACGGAGGAGCGGAUGAAGUAAAAAGAAUUAAUCAUGUCACACAUACACACACACACACACACACACACAGCUGGGAUCUUUCCACCCUAUGAACUGAUAAGUCAGCACUCCCCUGAGGGGUGAUGUCAGGGUGAGUCAGCUGGCCAGGGCACAUAAAGUCAGCUAGGAAACACAGAUGUGUGUGAGUAGGUGUGUAUCUGUGUUAAAAAAACGCUGUGUAGCUUCUGUCUGCUGAGCUCUUCCUCAUGUGUCGGUAACACUGAUUCACAUGCAGACAGUUGUGUUAGCAAAGAAACACACAGUCUGGUGAUGUUAAACACACACUGAGUCACACGGAAGCACCACUGAGGAAAACCACAUGCACAAAUUAACGUGAGAAACACAGACGGGACUGGUUGAAAAUAAACAUUCAAUUUUAUUUAAACGGGGUCAGGUUUCAUUAGAUGAUCUGUAGAAAUCCAAAAUGACAUUUUAGAUUAUUUAAAGAACAUUUCACCCCUAUAGCAGCCAGUGUGAUCUAGUGUUAUUUUAAUGUUUUCUGAACCUAUUCUGAUCUGUUUAAACCUGAUUUGUCACCUUGUAUGUCUUAUUGUCAUCUCACCUUUAUGUAUUAACUUGAUCAAAAAAGCAUUUCCCCCUUUUUCUUGUCUUAAUACGUGUUUCUAGUAUUUACAAUUUACAUUAAACACCUUUUAGUGUUAAA